CCCAUCACCGGCCAGCCCACCGCCUGUCCUCUCAUGCCUGUAGACUCCGGUUGUUGGUAGGGUAACGUUAGUAAUGACUGAGUUGGGAUUGCACGGCGAAUGGACGGAGUUGAAUGCACAGAAGUUAUAAUGGAGACCGUGGAGCAGCUGGUAUCUUUCCAGCACAUCCAUGUGCAGCUGAACGGUGGCGCGCCGUGGGGAUUCACUCUGAAAGGAGGACUGGAGCACGGCGAGCCGCUCAUCAUUACUAAAAUAGAAGAGGGAGGAAAAGCAGCACUGUGCAAGAAGCUUCGAGUGGGAGAUGAACUGGUGAACAUCAAUGGUUCUGCUCUCUAUGGGUCCCGUCAAGAAGCUCUCAUCCUCAUCAAAGGUUCUUACAGGAUUCUUAAAAUCAUUGUCAGAAGACGCACUGUACCGCUGAUCCGUCCCCACUCUUGGCACCUGGCGAAGCUGUCAGAGGGACCCUGCACCACGGGCACCGGUGACAACUCCGAUGGCCCGCCGGCUAUGCAGCUCCAUCUCACACCUUUCAGUGUACCCUGGCACUCUGGAGGUGAAAACAGUGAGCUGUCCAUGCAGUGGGGUCAUAUCUCCAGGCACUACAGCACAGACCGCAGCAGCUCAAUAGGGAGUAUGGAGAGUCUAGAGAAUCCUCCUCACCAGGGAUACUAUGACAGUCAGCUCUCACCCAUCGAUCCGGUCAUCUUCAACAACAAACGUGACUCCGCUUACAGCUCCUUCUCCGCCAGCUCUAACACAUCUGAUUAUACGGUCCCGGUCAAACCUGAGGAGACCAACUCAAUGGACAACCUUCUUCAGGGUCUGGGUUCCUCUAGCAGGUAUCCAGACAGAGGCCAACAUUCGGCCGCUAGAAACUUACAGGAAGAAUGUGAAAGUCUUAAAUCAAAGAUACUGUCUCAGAGGCCCAAAGCUAAGGUUCGGCCGUCCUCCUACGGUUGCGAAGAGGAGCGAGGUGCACCACCUCAGCCACCCAUGAGGAGGGAUAGUUUCAGGGCUACCAGGAGCCAAUCAGGUGUGGAAGAUAAGCGAUGUGUGUCUGCACCUGUUGGCAUUCCGAGUCUGGACAGCUGCAUGGUUGAAGAUCAACCUCCAAUCCAGGAAGUGUUGACUGGCGAUGUUUAUUUGAAUGGAAAACAAGACAGCGAACAAGGGAGCAGAUUAGAACCGUAUUAUACCUUCAACUCUCAAAGAAAAUCAGGUAGAGAGAGUGAGAAAAAACACUCAGAGGACCAAUCAAAAUCUGUAGAGAAUACCUCUUUGGAAAGGAACAUAGAUGAAGACUUAGCUACCCAGCCAGCCAUGCACAGACACAGUGCCCCUGAGAAACUUCUAGACCCUCAGCUAUGUAUGAUGAAUCACUCCAGUGACAGAAGUGACCACUCCACAUCUCCCACAUGCCAGUGGUCACAGUCUCCUCUGUAUCUCAAUGAGAUCGUCCCAGAUACGGCCCAGGGUAAGUGGGGAGCAAGUAGGUGUUCCACACCAGGUUCACUAGCAACUUCAGAACCUGAGGAUCCCAGGUUAGAUGAAGAAACGCUUGAUUGUGGACAGAAUGCGUGGCUGCAGUCUGAAAAUCAUACGGGGAAUAGGUUCUCUGAGCAUACAGUUCGUGUGGACACCCACCCGGAUGAGACCCGUAGAGGAGAAGUGCAGGCAGAUGAUGGCAAGGACACAAAGCAGUCCUCGAAGAGGCAGUUCCGCAACUCUAAAUCACGCCGUAGAAGUGAACGUUUUGCCACCAACCUGCGAAAUGAGAUCCAGAGGAAGAAGGCUCAGCUUCAUAAAAGUAGAAACUCUGGUGGUUGCGAUGAGGAGACAGUGGAGGAGGAGGUUACAGAUCUUCAUACGGAGGUAGUCGUCCCUUUAGAAAAGAGAGAAAAUCAACAGAGAGCACAAACCUUUACAAGUCCAGACCCUCCAACAGCACCUGUGCAAACAUCCAAACCAACACCUCUGCAAGUUCCAGUACAUGAUACCACACAUGCUGAAGAACAUUCCAGAACAAGGCCUGUGAGUUAUCAAACUUCUCAGACACAAACCCAGAUCUCUGAACGUAACAGACAAGCGUGUGUACAUGUAGUGGAGGAGUCAACACCUGCAGGCAAACCACGGCGAUGGCGCUGGACGCUAGAACGCAAGCUUCAACCAGAAACCCCACCGGCCAACCAGCAGCCCACAGAGAGUAAGAAUAAAGAAGCGACCGGACAGAUGUGUUCUGGAAAAGCAGGGACGUUGAGAGGAAGAACAAGUUCCUCUAGUGGUCGUUUAGGUCGAUCAGACGAGUCCGACAUUCCCCCCUUUGCGGACCGCAGGAGGUUUUUUGAGGAAACUAGCAGGAAGUUGAGUCAGUCUGUAACAAACUUAUCAGGCUUGACGAGUCAAAACCAGAGACCAGACAAGCCAAGACAGAACCAUCCAUCCUCACCUGAGCCACUUGAGUCAGGGCCCACUAACCUAGGCCGACGGAGAUUCUCGUACCAGGGUGUGGUCCAAGAUGGAACCUACAUCCACUCACUGGACACCAGCAGUCAGAUUAUGCGGGAACAGAACGACCAAGACGUUAUGAGAGAGGUGUUGAUAGAAAGAGAGGAGAAAGUGAGGGAGAAGGAACGAGAGCAAGAGAGAAUUAAGGAGCAAGAGAAGCUUCGAGAACAAGCGAGGGAGAUAGAAAGAUUAAGUAGAGAAAGGGAGAAAGAGCAACAAAGACUUCAAGAAUGGGAAGAGACGCAGAGACUGCUACAGAGAGGGAAAGAAUGGGAGUCAGAGAGAGACACGGUUCAGUCAGAACACAGUAUUAGCAGCAACAUGGUUUCUCACUCUUCAUCUCAUGAUGUCUAUCGGAAGCAGCCAUCCGGUACACAAGUCCCUUCCUCCCACCAGCUGUCAGAGCAUUACUAUAGCAACACUGCCACCAAUGUCCAAAAGCACUGCUCAGCAUUCCAGCCUGUGAUUGGCCAGCAUAAUCCGUAUGACGGCUACCACGGAAAACCAGCCUACAAGACCAGGAGCUACAUCCCAACAGAGGCCCAUCCGGUACGGGAACAGGAACAAACAAAACUAAACAGGAAAUUCAGUCUGACAGAGAGAGACUACAGGUACAGGACGGCAGAGGGUGAUGUUGUUCCUGCCUAUGCUGGUCGAAGCAGUCACAGGGUAGCCGUUGAAAGCGCCGAGGAGCAUCCUGCAUUAUUUUCACCCCUUAGAAACCGUGCCAUGUCAGAAAAUGACAUCCGUGUGGAGACACAACACCCAAAUCACAUUCCCAACACCAGUGUCAGCAGAAUGCGUGCGUCCACUCUUGGCGACCUGGAUGAGAAUAGAGUAGGUAUAGGUGAAGUAAAAAAGAAAAAAGGACCACCACCUCCUCGUCCGCCACCUCCAAAAUGGGAGCAGUUCCACAAGAGGCGAGCAUCCCACCACAACCUCUUCACCUCCCCUCCACUCUAUUCCUCCCCCUCUUCCUCUCCACCUUGGCCACAGCAGUGCCCACCCUGUCCCCCUAGUGUUCCUAAAAUUACACGUCAGCGUUCCUAUAGUCUUCCUCCUAGAGACGUUUCCGAGAACCAUCACUGCUGCUGUCAGGAAUACUCCGUAGCUCCACCCAGCCCUGCCUGUACAGGCCGCACUUUUAAACCUGUUGCCCUGUCUCCAAGGGAGAGAGACGUGUCACCUCAGAAUUGUGACACGAGAAGAGAGUUUAUUCAACCUUCAGCGCAAGCGGAGCCAUGCACAAGAAUUCCUGCCCAUACUUCUGUCGUGCCAAAACAUGAGCCUAGAUCCACAUUGGUAAAACCCAACUUUCAUGAGCACCAAGCAGACUGGGAUAGGUGUCAUCCUCACCCUUUUGCUACACAAACCGCUACAAGAUCUCUUGAAGUACCAGAAAACAGCUCAUCAGCUGUACCCGUGUCUCCAGAAUCCUACUUCUCCAUGAACAACUACCACCAGCAAGCUGGCUUUCCUGGUGCAGCUCCCAAACUCCAUAAUGUUUCCUCUCACGGUCCAUCUGGUGCUGGCGACAGAAACUUUCCCAUAGAGACAGACAUAGAUGAGAUCUCUGAGAAUGAACGUGCCGGAGAAGUUGACACGCGGGAAACGGACGAAAAGAUGGAGAUGCAGGGUUUUGCCCGACCAGUUAUUGUGUUGGAAACAGACCUUGACAACAUGCCGGCAGAAGAGGCUCCAUCAACAAGAAUUACAAGAGGGCACAGGGGUUCCCUGGUGAAUUCCAUUCUGGAGGAGGAGUAUGGAGUAUCUAGAAAACAUCUGAUAGGAGAUUUAUUUCCUCAGAGUGUGAAGACAGAAAUGAGUGGAGAGAGCUGGCGAGGAGGCUACCCUAUGAGUGGAGGCUCUCUGGAGAGGCCUUCUAGACUGGGAACAUCCACAACUCAAGUCCCACGGUCGACCUGUUAUGACACAUUACCUGAGAACUCCCAAUUUCUUGCCAGGAUGAGAGAGAUCUCUGAAAGGAAAGAGGAGGAAGAAGAAGAACUUAAUUAUAAGAAGCAGCUGAUGGAGAGCCUUUAUAAAAAGCUGGGUGUUCUCCGCGAGGCACAGAGGGGUCUUCAGGAGGACAUACGGGCCAACGCUCAGCUGGGAGAAGAGGUGGAGAGCCUGGUUCUUGCUAUCUGUAAGCCCAAUGAGGUGGACAAGUACCGCAUGUUCAUUGGUGACCUGGACAAGGUGACCAGCCUGUUGCUGUCUCUUUCUGGAAGGCUUCUACGGGUGGAAAGCGCCCUGGACUGUGUCGAUCCAGAGACUGGUCACCACGAGAGGCUACAACUUCUGGAGAAGAAAAAGCAGCUGUUGGUGCAGAUGGGAGAGGCUCAGGAGCUCAAGGAACACGUGGACCGACGUGAGCAGGCUGUCGGCCAGGUCCUGGGUCGCUGCCUGACACCAGAACAGAUGCGUGACUACGGUCACUUCGUGAAGAUGAAAGCGGCUCUACUGGUAGAACAGAGGCAACUGGAGGACAAGAUCAGGCUUGGGGAGGAGCAGCUCAGAGGACUUCGAGAGAGCCUGGGCCUGGGGUACGGCCAUUACUGACGCUAGGUUUGAUUGAUAGAUGUUAUUUUAACCUGACUGUGUAUGUCUGUGUGUUAGAAACUGAAAUGGCUUUGCAAUAUGUACAGCGAAAUGUUCCCAAAAAUGGACAUUAUAAUGGUUUGAGGUUUGCAUUUGGUGAAACGCAAUUACUGAAGACUGAACUCAGUUCAACGUGAAAACAAUACACUACAUGUACUUGAGGUGGUCAUUUAGGACUUCACCGCCGCUGCACUAAUAGCGGCCGGAAUGUUUUUUGCGCUUACACAAGUUAACCUCAGACGCUUGUUUAAACCACCAAAGAACAUAUUGUAUGUGUGCACAUACACUGCUCUUUGAAAACAGCAGGGAGAUUGUGCUCGCCUUUAUUUAUUUAUGUGUGAAUAUAUUUUCACACAUAUGAUUUCUUAGUAAAUAAUAUAGAAAUUUAAAUAAUAAGUUAAGGGGUUCAUUUAUAAUUUACACUACCGUUGUACCAACCGGCUUAUUGUAAAUCUCAUUAAAAAAUGUUUUGUUUUGUAAAGAAUUGGUAUGUACAUUGGGUAAGUGUACAUAGUGGAAGUUUCAUUCCGUCAUAACUGGAACUUUUCUUAAAUGAAACAUUGUGGUCUGUUAUUUGUUUGUUUGUGAGGCACCCAGUUUUAUACUCAUUUGUUCAUAUUCAAUAUGCCUUAUUGUGUUUGCUAAACUUUUCUCAGAUCAUUUUUGUUACCAAAGAUUGAGUUUGAGGAAUGUCUUAAAUACCAGCCUUACUUUACCAAAAACCUAAUAUGGUGUUAACAGUAGUAGAAUUUUGAAGCUUGUUAAUGGACAUUGCAGUUAAUUUACUGUAAAUAUGGUGAAUGUUUUUUUUUUCAGUUAAAUGAGAUGCACUGUGUAUAACUUAAUGUGUCUUACACAUCGACGCAACAAUGUUUGGGACAAAUGCUACUCGAUUUUCUUUUCCUUCUUAUUAGAAACUGAACACUAGUCAAGAGGAAAGAGAAUGCUGCUUUAAUAAUCAUUACUUGCCUUAAAGUUCUUACAUUGUUUCCCCCCUGCAAAACAAUCUGAAGUAAAUGUGUUUGUAUUUGAAGGGCUUCCAUAUUUUUACAGGCAAAAAAGGAAUACAUGUUUGUAUUUGUAUUACAGCUGCAAGUUGUCAAUAAGGCUUGCUUUUGUUUGCUUAAGGUGUGUAAACCUUAUAGUUUAUUUACUAUAAAGUACUUGUUCAUUCUGUUGUAUCAUACAUGGUAAAUAGGUCAGGGAGGAGAUGAAAGAAAAUAUGUGGUUUAUUGCUCAUUUUCCUUUUUUGUGUGAUUAAAACAUAAAUUGUUUACCAUUAAAAGUAUUUUUUCUGAA
Molecule: messenger RNA, 6405 nt
Organism: Triplophysa rosa
Lineage: Eukaryota; Metazoa; Chordata; Actinopteri; Cypriniformes; Nemacheilidae
Gene: shroom4
Product: shroom family member 4
Exons: 10
Coding region: 100-5067 (1655 amino acids)
Biological process (GO): actin filament organization
Cellular component (GO): apical junction complex; cortical actin cytoskeleton; adherens junction
Molecular function (GO): actin filament binding
Source: RefSeq, a predicted model, not a curated record